UUUAUGAUGAGGCAUUUGCUAUGGCUGAUGACCCUUUGGAAGGCUUCCAUGAAGUAAACCUUGCCUCACCUACUUCCCCGGACCUUCUCAGUGUGUAUGAGCCGGGAACCCAAGAACAGACUACCUCACCAAGUGUCAUCUACCGGCCAUACCCUUCAGCUUUAUGCUCUGCCCCUAUCCAGGCUAAUGCAUUGGAUGCUUCUGACCUGCCUACACAACCUGUGUAUUCAUCCCCCAGACGUUUAAGUUGUGCAGAAGUCACUGGUGUCAGCAUUCAUGCUACCGACCCAGCAUCUUGUUCUACCUCUGGAGUCCCAGCGGGGUUAACUAAGUUCACCGCGAGGAAAGACAGCUGUAAUCCAGAGAGGGAGUUUUUACAGGGUGCCACUGUGACAGAUGCUUGUGAUGGCAGUGAUGAUAUCUUUGGGUUGAGUAUUGAUAGCCUGUCUCGUUUACGAAGCCCCUCUGUUUUGGAAGUUAGAGAAAAGGGCUAUGAAAGAUUAAAAGAAGAACUUGCAAAAGCUCAGAGGGAACUGAAGUUAAAAGAUGAAGAAUGUGAGAGGCUUUCAAAAGUACGAGAUCAACUUGGACAGGAAUUGGAAGAACUCACAGCUAGUCUGUUUGAGGAAGCUCAUAAGAUGGUGAGAGAAGCAAAUGUAAAGCAGGCAACAGCAGAAAAACAGCUGAAAGAAGCUCAAGGAAAAAUCGACGUUCUGCAGGCUGAAGUCGCUGCGCUGAAGACACUCGUCCUGUCCAGUUCUCCAACAUCACCGACCCAGGAGCCUUUGCCAGGAGGAAAGACAGCUUUUAAAAAGGGACACCAGAGGAACAAAAGCACGAGCAGUGCGAUGAUUGGCAGUCAUCAGGACCUCACUGUGAUCCAGCCCAUUGUGAAAGACUGCAAAGAGGCUGAUUUGACUCUGUAUAAUGAGUUCAGAUCCUGGAAGGAUGAGCCCACGAUGGACAGAACAUGUCCUUUCUUAGACAAAAUCUAUCAGGAAGAUAUCUUUCCAUGUUUGACAUUUUCAAAAAGUGAGCUGGCUGCAGCUGUUUUGGAGGCUGUGGAGAACAAUACUCUGAGCAUCGAACCAGUGGGACUGCAGCCGAUUCGAUUUGUGAAAGCUUCUGCAGUCGAGUGUGGAGGACCAAAAAAAUGUGCUCUCACUGGCCAGAGUAAGUCCUGUAAACACAGAAUUAAAUUGGGGGACUCAAGCAACUAUUACUAUAUUUCUCCUUUUUGCAGAUAUAGGAUCACUUCUGUGUGUAAUUUUUUUACGUACAUUCGAUAUAUCCAGCAGGGACUUGUGAAACAACAGGAUGUUGAUCAGAUGUUUUGGGAAGUUAUGCAAUUGAGAAAAGAGAUGUCCUUGGCAAAGCUGGGAUAUUUCAAAGAAGAACUCUGAUGCUCGGCGUGGGACCAUGCACGAACCUCUCGGAACAACUGGAAAAUGACUGCAUAUUUUUAUGGUUUCUCAAUAUUUAUUUCCAAGGAGUGGGCCCAAGACUUUUCUCCUCUUUUGCAAAUUACACUAAGAAAUACUGUGAUUUCUUUUAAACUGACUUAUGCUGUGUUUGCAUAUUCUUUAGUUGAACACACUGUGAAGAAUUACAGGUGUACACUAGUGAUUGUAAUUUCUAGUUGCAAAAACAGACAAAUAAAUAAAUGUUAGAUUGA
This is a messenger RNA of Ochotona curzoniae (black-lipped pika), 1675 nucleotides long. RefSeq names its product RAB3A interacting protein (gene RAB3IP). Bases 21 to 1403 code for a protein of 460 amino acids. Gene Ontology annotation, molecular function: guanyl-nucleotide exchange factor activity. The transcript has 10 exons. NCBI's taxonomy places the organism in Eukaryota, Metazoa, Chordata, Mammalia, Lagomorpha, Ochotonidae. The record is from RefSeq and is a predicted model, not a curated record. Gene Ontology annotation, biological process: exocytosis. Gene Ontology annotation, cellular component: Golgi to plasma membrane transport vesicle.